GAAGAAGAAGAAGAAGAGGCGAACGCGGAAGAGACUGUCAAACACGGUGAGCACGUCUAACGUGUGCUUUAGGUGAGGCUGGACAGGGCGUCGUCUAGAAAGUUCGAGAGAGAUUCAGCUCUGAAGGAGGAGCGGGUGCGCGUGUGAGCAGUUUGUCCACCGAAGAGAAACAUAUCCGGCUUUAAAAUGUCUGUUAUUCCGGAGGGAAAUGUGCGAGGCGAGAGCCUCUUCAAGGAUAUUAGCGCCGACGGAGAGGACUGGCAGCCGACUGAGAUCGAGAGUCUGUGUAUGAACUGCUACCAGAACGGUAUGACACGUUUACUUCUGACCAAAAUACCCUUCUUCAAAGAAAUCAUCGUGAGCUCCUUCAGCUGUGCCAACUGCGGCUGGUCCAACACUGAGAUCCAGUCUGCGGGCCGGAUCCAGGACCAGGGGGUCUGUUACACUCUGAAAGUCAAAACAAAACAAGACUUGAACAGAGAGGUUGUGAAAGCAGACAGUGCGACUACCAGGAUCCCAGAGCUGGAUUUUGAAAUCCCUCCAUACACCCAGAAAGGUGCUCUCUCCACCGUGGAGGGCCUGUUAGACCGAGCAGUCGCAGGGCUGGAGCAGGACCAACCUGCCAGGCGGGCAGCAGACCCACAGGUGGCUGACAAGAUAGAGGAGUUCAUCCAGAAGCUGAAGAAGUUAAAAGAGGUGGAAAAUGAAUUCACUCUGGUGAUCGAGGAUCCAUCUGGCAACAGCUUUGUGGAAAACCCAUCUGCCCCUCAGAAGGACGAGGCUCUCACUGUGUCCAUGUUCAAGCGGACGGUCCAGCAGGACAUCAAGCUGGGGCUGAGGGCUGAUGAUGACCUUGAAGAGGAACCGGCUGGCAACGACAAAGAGGACCUGAGAGAUGAGGUUCUGUCCUUCAACACCAACUGUCCCGAAUGCAAUGCGCCGGCCUCCACCAACAUGAAGCUCGUCCAGAUCCCUCACUUCAAGGAGGUCAUCAUCAUGGCCACCAACUGCGACAGCUGUGGCCACCGGACCAACGAGGUGAAGUCAGGUGGAGCCACGGAGGAGAAGGGCACCAAAAUCACCCUGCACAUCACCGACCCUUCAGACAUGACGCGGGACGUGCUGAAGUCCGAGACGUGCGCCGUCCUCAUCCCUGAGCUGAACUUUGAGCUGGGGAUGGCUGCUGUGGGUGGGAAGUUCACUACUCUGGAGGGUCUGCUGAAAGACAUCAAAGACCUGAUCGUCUCCAAAAACCCCUUCAUCUGCGGCGACAGCGGCACAUCAGAUCGGGUGGAGAAGCUGAAGGCGUUUGGGGAGAACAUCGACAAGAUUAUAGCUGGGGAGUUGGAUGUCCACUUCGUCCUGGACGACCCGGCAGGGAACAGCUAUUUGCAGAAUGUCUACGCUCCGGAUCCUGAUCCUGAGAUGACCACUGAGAAGUACACCCGCACGUUCCAGCAGAAUGAAGAUCUCGGCCUGAACGACAUGAAGACUGAGGGGUAUCUGGAGGAACAGUGACCUGCCAGCGUCCCCUGAGAGGACUGAACGGGCUGACAAUGGACUAAUGUCAUGUCAAAAACCCAGUUUCAUUAUAUCGCUCCAUAUUUUCUUCCAUUUUCAUAUAUUUUUAUUUCAACACUGGGUGAAGGGUUGUUUUCAUCAGUAUAUUAAUCAGGGAGAGGAGCUCUAAGUUGUCUAAACGUACAGGGAAAUUAAACAGACAAACAUUAUUUGUAAAACACGUUGAUGUUGCAGUUAUUAAAGACGAAAUCCUUUAACUAGUCAUUUCUUGCAUUCUUGUGACAUUCCAGAAGAUGGCGCUCUGUUAUCUCUGAUUCAACAUUAUAAUUUUUUUGCCUCUCAGAGGACCACGCACUGCGAGACAAAUUAAUCUCUUUAUACACCUGUAAGCAUGACAUCAUCUAAAUAAAUUGUUUUCUAAAUUGAUAGUUUAGCUCUGAUCUUUGAAUUGGCAGAUGUAAUUUUCUGCACUAAUCUGUGAAAUUACUCCAAGGAACAGCCAGAAUUUAUACUGUACUAUAAACACAAGCUGAUUGAUUUAGAUUCUUCUCAAGUCUGGGUGCUUUUUUGUUUCUAGAGAUUUGAAUGACAGUUUCUGCAGGAUCAUCUAAGAAGGGAUUUUCCUAAAGAUGAAUUUACCUGAUGUUUUAAUGGAAGUCUUAACUUAAACCAGUCUACUAGUCUGAAAGUAAGAGAACAGUCAAAACUGAGCACAGUUUAAUCUGUAAGGUGAAACAUUGUCUGGGAAAAUUUUGCACUGUGCAUUAUGAACAUUCCACAUUAACGACUAACAUUUGUGGUGCUGACCAGCGAGGGUUGCAGUGUUUGAUCAACUAAUUGUGCACAUCUCUACAUCUUAGUAUAAAUGUAUAUAUUUGGGCUACAUAUUUACUUUAUCAGUUAAUCAAUUAAUCAUUUUAUUGUUUGAAAAUAAUGAAAAAUGCCAAAAAUAUUUUCCACAGCCCAAGGCAGCAUUUCCAACUUCCUAUCUUUAUCAAUCUAAAAUUCAGAGAGAUUCUGUUGAUGACAAAGAGAAGCAGCAAAUCUUGUCAGGAGAGGUCAGAACCAGAGGAUGCUUUUAUCUUGGAAAACUAUAUUUUACUGAAAUAAUUGACUAUCGGAAUAGCUGCCGACUAAUUAUCUCUCAAAUAAUUAAUUAACUAUACCAGUAAUUUUUUAACAUUUUCGUUAAGGACCUGUAAAUUGAGUCACAUAAAGUCACAGACCUACAUUUCAAAUUAAGAUCAGGGGUCUCAUUUAUAAAACAAUGCGUAGCAUCCAUACUGAAAACAUAUGUACAGACAAAAGCCAAAAAUGCCAGGUGCCAAAAAGUACUCGACAAUUUCUACAAUCAGGCUUUCACCUCACCAUUUGCUUCGCCAAUUUCCUGUCUCCAAAAUGUUUGUUAGCAUGGGUCAAAGUUUCUCCCAUCAAGUCUGUUUUCAUAGAUCACAACUUUUGUGUGGGAAGUAUAAUACGCCUCUUUCAGGCCUCGUUUUGUGUGCACGCCAUGUUUAUAAAUGAGACCCCAGAAUUCUACAAUUGUAAUCUACAGUUUGGGACAGAGGUAGACAACCGGACCCUCUCAAUUGGCUCCCUGUGGCUCUGACAUAAACAUCCAGAUUUUCAUUUGUCAUAAUCCUUGUGUGGUUUUUGCAUUCUACAGCUGUGAAAAUGUGUAGCCUGUACACUGAAUUAAAAAAUGUUUUAACGUUU
This is a messenger RNA of Epinephelus lanceolatus (giant grouper), 3237 nucleotides long. It is a transcript of the gene zpr1, whose product is annotated as ZPR1 zinc finger. Lineage: Eukaryota; Metazoa; Chordata; Actinopteri; Perciformes; Serranidae. The record is from RefSeq and is a predicted model, not a curated record. Gene Ontology annotation, cellular component: nucleus. Gene Ontology annotation, molecular function: zinc ion binding.